AUGUAUAAUUAUUCAUUAUAUUUAUUAAUCUACUUCUUCUCUUCUAUAAUUAUUCAAUCGAUCCACUUCUUUGGUGCUUCUGUUUUUGUCAUUGUUUUCUUCUUCUUCACUUUGUUAAAAUUUACAUCUUUGAUAUUUUCUUCAUUGAUGUUGUUUUCUUUUUCUUCUGAUGAUUUGAUAAUUGAACUUUCUUUUAUUGUUUCAAUCUUAUUAUUUUCUUCUUUCUGUUUCUUAAUUUAUCUUCUAAUUCCUUGUUUUUUCUUCUUUCUAUUUCUAUUUCAUUAUCUCUCUUCUUCACUUCUUCUUUCUUUCUUUUUUCAUUAUUUCUUCUUCUUUCUUUUGUAUUUCUCCAUUUCUUCUAUUUUUCUUUCCAUUUCUUUUAUUUCUAUUUCAUGCUCUACUUGUAUUUCCUUUUCUCUCAUAUCUUUUAUAUCUCUCUUCUAUAUCCCUUUCUUGUUCUUGUAUUGUUUCUUUUAUUGUUUCUUCUUUUCUUCAAUUUCCAUAAUAAUAUUGAUUAAUCGUUUUACCUGUAUUAUGGUAUUUAUAAUUAUGAUAAUUAUUAUUAAAGUAAUUAUGGUUAUUAUUUUGUUGAUAAUGAUUAUAGUUAUAGCAUUGAUAAUGUCUUCUAAAUCUAUUUCUUGGUGCAUAUUAUUAUUUCUAUAUGAUUUUCAUGGCAUUCUUGUAGUGUAG
Molecule: messenger RNA, 690 nt
Organism: Entamoeba dispar SAW760
Lineage: Eukaryota; Evosea; Mastigamoebida; Endamoebidae
Product: ATP synthase a chain, putative
Exons: 4
Coding region: 1-690 (229 amino acids)
Source: RefSeq, a predicted model, not a curated record